This is a messenger RNA of Torulaspora globosa, 1539 nucleotides long. It is a transcript of the gene BFR2, whose product is annotated as rRNA-processing protein BFR2. NCBI's taxonomy places the organism in Eukaryota, Fungi, Ascomycota, Saccharomycetes, Saccharomycetales, Saccharomycetaceae. The coding region runs from base 1 to 1539 and encodes 512 amino acids. The transcript has a single exon. The record is from RefSeq and is a predicted model, not a curated record. Gene Ontology annotation, cellular component: nucleolus; nucleus. Gene Ontology annotation, biological process: maturation of SSU-rRNA from tricistronic rRNA transcript (SSU-rRNA, 5.8S rRNA, LSU-rRNA).
AUGGGUAGAUUUGUGGCCGAUGAGAUCUCUGAGCUGGCUAAUAGGCCAGCGAACAAGGAUUACGACAUUGAAGACGGUGACGCUGGAGUCUUCGAGCAUAGGGAAGUUGGUUCUAGUGAUGAUGAAGUGUAUGAGACCACUGAAGCGAACAGUGAGGAAAAGGCUCACUAUGCGGCAGUAGGGAAAUCUAGAUUGAGAGAUGACAGGAUUGAGUUGGACGACGAUAAGUACCAAGGAGCGGUGGGUUCUCGAGAGGAAGUCUUUGGAGAAGACAGUGAAAACGAGGUUGAAGGUGAGAGUGAAAGUGAUGCAGUUUCGCUGAGAACAGAUUCCGAGGACGAACUGAUAAGUGAGGAAAGUGAAAGUGAGGCCGAAGAGGUUAGUGAGGCCGAAGAUGCCCAGUACAAAAGGGAGCGGUUAGCCAAACUGAUACAACAAGAGACUAGUAACGCGGUAAAAAAACUCUCUGAAACAACCCGAAAGGAUGCCGCCAAGGGCCUGUGCAUUUUGGAACAAAAUAGACUGUUCGAGAAUAUCAUUGACGUGCGAAUCAAAUUGCAGAAAGCGUUAAAUUCUGCUAACAGCCUACCGGUGACCACAGAAUCCUGGAAAUACUUGAAGAGCGACAAGACCGAUAGUUUGGUCAAAGAAUCUCAGAAGCUGUUGACAAAAGUGCUCAAUCAAAUGAUCGAUUUCAGAAAUGAGUUCCACAUCAAGGAUCAUAUCUCCCAGGAAUCCGAGAAAGCGGAAAGGCCACAGAAACGGUCUAUAAGUGAUUUGACAAAGGAAACCGACAGAUUGGACGACGAAUUGAGCGUCUAUAGGUCUGCUGUGCUCAACAAGUGGUCGACGAAAGUCGCCUCUGCCUCAGGAAGCCAUGCUCUAACCUCUUCAAAGUUCAAAGCUAUCAACCAACCGGCAGACGUUCAGGUGCGGAAUCAAUUGGCAGACACUGAAAGAUUACUAAAGCGGACCUGUCUGAGCAGAAGAGGCAUCACUCCGUUCCGAUUUCACGAUGAUCUUAACAAUGGGAAGCUGGAUCAGAUAGCUGCAAAAGAGACGCAGGACGAUGAUGCUGAAGAUGCAGAUUUAGAUAUUCCCCGCAACUACGAUCCCAGGAAGAAAGAUAACAAUGCCUUCGAUACAGCCGAGAAUCCCUACAUUUUCGACGAUGAAGAUUUUUACCGAGUUCUAUUGAAUGAUCUUGUCGACAAGAAGAUCUCAGAUGCUAGAACCGCGAACGGGACGAGUGCCAACAUAGCCAUAACCUCACGCUCGACUAAGCUCAAGAAGAAUGUCGAUACCAAGGCAUCCAAGGGUAGGAAGCUUAACUAUUCAAUCCAAGAACCGAUUGCCAACUACGAAGCUCCUAGGGAAUCUGGCUACAAAUGGUCGGACGAACAGAUCGACGAGUUUUUCGCUGGUUUUCUUGGUCAAAGAAUCGAUUUCGCGGAGCAUGAAGAGACAGCGUUGGAGGAAGAUGGAGACAAGGCUGAACAGGAGCUUAUCAAGAAGGAUGACAUUCAAAUUUUUGGUUGA